AAAGAAUGACGAGGCAGCAGAAUAUUAGAUUUGGAUGAGAUGAAGACAAAUGAGAUUGAGAAACGAAGCAUCCUUCUUCCCUUCCCUAUCCACUCCUCUCCAUGAUUGCUUACCUCACCGACACUCCCACUCCCUUCCCUCUUUACUAAAACUACUUCACCGCCUGCUCUCUCUCCCUCUCUCUUGAGGCACAAGUUUUGAAGCUCUCCCUUUCCCAAAGUAAGUAAGAACCCACAAAGAUUCAUGGAAGUUUCUGCAGAAGCUAAAUGUAGCGCCUCUCCAUCAUAUGGCGGCUACGGCAAGCCUCCCUGGAUAUUCAAGGGCAGAGCCUUGUACCAGCUCCAUCUCGUCAAGGCAGAAACUGCUCGAGCAUUCAUUCCAAAAGAGUCCAAGCUAGUUGAAGCUUUUGGAUACACUCUAGGUGGUUUCUUCCUCGCAAACUAUGAAGAUAGCCCCGCUGGAUCUUUCGAUGAGCUGGUUGUGAUUGCUGGAAUUGUGUGGAACCCGCCAACAUCUUGCGCAUGGGCAGCCAGGGUACUUGUUAACAGUGAAGAUGCAUGUCAUCAUGGACGCAAGGAAGUUGGACUGCCGAGUCACGUUGCCAAGUUCUCAAAGAGAACAAUGGCAGUUCCCAUGACUCAGAAGAGUAGAGCCAGUGGCUUUCUCAACAUGAUUGGCUUGGGUGCUUCUGCGUCUACUCUCACAGACCGCUUGGAUGUUCGAGUCACAGAAAUGGCAGUUCGUUCACCAACUAAUAACGCCUGUAAUAUCAACAUCGCAACUCUUGUUCCAGGGAUGAAAUUGGACCGGUGGAGAGGGCCAGAGAUCAAGUUAUCAUUACCGAGUUUCAGCGGCCGAACUGAGUGCAAUCCAAACCUACUGAAGUACACUUGCAACCUUAAAUGCAGGAUAAGGACAGUGCAGCCAGCUAUAGCAUCUGUGUCGAUGCAAGAUCCACAAGAAGCUAUGGAUGACUCUGCUGCUGUAGAUAGCAAUCCAAACCUAACUCUGUCUGUUCUCUUAUCAAAACCCAUUCUAGCCUUGGAAUUCAGUUCUCUUGAAAUGAAAGUGGGAGCCCCACUUGUAGUAGUUCCCCACUUUUCUAAAAGCUCCAGUAGAACCUCCUUAGGAGUUCCCUAGCUUCAAAAAUAAACUGCACUUCCAAUCCCUUUAUUUCUUUCCUUUGUUUCAUAGAACUCCACUUCACAAACUACCAACACAUUCUUCAAAAGGGAAAAUAGAAAGGAACUAUACAGAUUUCCUACAUUCAAUUUCCACAACUUGAACCAAUCGUCAGAAAGCCUCAGGUAGAGGCUGAGCUUUUAGGAAGGCCUUGAAUAAAACCAGUGACCUCUCAGGCUGAGAGAAUGGUGCUUCAUGGGAUGCUCCUCUUAUGGUAGCAAAAGACAAGAUGUUCCCAUACACUUGAGUCCACCCACCAACCUGGAAAAAGAAAAGAAAAAGCAUCAUCAAAUCAAAAUCCCCUAACAAAUACAAUCACCAUACCACUCCACAACAAAGGUACAAACUUGUCCUAGUUAUUACCUGCUGCCCAGCAAACCAAACCCUGUAAGGCACAGAAGUUCUCAAACCCAAUUCCUUAGCCAGUCCGUUCACCAGCAUCCUACUUCCAGUCAGUGGAAUAACUGAGUCCUGGUCUCCACUGCAAAAGUUUUAACAACAGAAUAAAUCCCUCUUUCAUUCAUCAGCAUAAAACCGUGUCUUUUUCUCACUCAACCCUAACCCUAACCUGUAAACUAGCACUGGGAUUCCAGCCUUGACGAGUCUCCCCACCGCCCCUAUCGUCGGUAUCUCCAAAUCAAGCAGCUCAUAAUCCAGUAUGCUGCAAAAUUUCAAUAACCCAGAUAGAAAGUGAGGAACUUUUCAUUUCAGAAUUCCAAGGCCGCGAGGAAGUGAGAGGCCAUGUAUUAUUACUUGCUACACACGCUCCAUCUCCGAACUCCAACGAGACGAGCAUGGAGAGCCAUCUGGACAUCGACCCUGUUGAGGUAAUUAACAGUCUCGUCUUCCACACAGACAUCGAUCGAUUCAGCAACUUCCUGAGGACGCAGUGCUUUGGUUUGAGAGAGGACUGACGAAAUGCAGACGUCGAGAGUGACAUCAUACUUGUCCACGAAUUUGCUGGUCUCGGUGCUGACUUGGGUCAUCACCCUCGAACAAGGAGCCGAGACUGAACCUCUGUAGUACUCACUGACAUAGCGGGAGUAGUUGCAAGUGGAGGUGAACAUUUUGUAGGUGGUGUCUGAGAUUAGGCCGUGGGACCAGAAGAACUCUGCCCUCGAGUUGAAGUCUGUGGCAAAUUCAAGCACUGGAUUCCCCAGCUGAAAUGAUAGAACAGAAUUAGUAAUGAAAUGGGAAGGCCUCUACUUUUUGUUCUUUGCAAAAUUUCAAGUACUUACAGCAAGUCCUUUCAAAUUGAAGAGAUAUUCCUUCUUGUUGUGCUGUAGCAUUAGCUCUGCCAGCUGGGGUAUGUAAUGACCUGUUCAUUGGUUCCACUAAAACCAUCAGAAUAAGGGAAAAAAGAUGCUAUCUUUGUUGAACCAGAGGAAGCUCAAGUACCUGCAUAGCUUUCUCCAGUUAUGAACAAGCUUCUGUUCUUGUACUGCGGGAAUUUGAGGAACCAUUUUUGCAAGAAGGCCAGAUUGUCCCUGGCUGCAGACAGAAUACAGACAAAAAACAAAUAAAGCAGCUGAAAUUAAAGAAAAAGAGAGAGGAAAACAGUGUCAUGGCUGUAAAGAAGAACUUCUGUCACAUUAAGCAUUAUCUGUAAAGUUGGAUGUGAAAUCAGAAAAAAACACAGAGAAGAUAAAUAUUCUUUUGAUUCAUAAAAGUACAGAGAAGAAAGAAGGGUGUGAUUAGAUAGACACGAACCGGUGAUGAGAUCAGUGACGCCGUCAUAUGCAGAGGAAUCCGCGGCAUAAGGGAACCCAACUCCAAUUGGCGCCUCCAAGUACAACAUAUUCGCUUCUGUGUUCCAGCUGUGUUCAUUCCUAAUCAAGACUUGCCCAUUUGGUCUAAACGGCCCAUUCUCAGAAAAUGCCCCAACUCCCAGAGAAGAACAACCGGGCCCUCCGUUGAGCCAGAGGACGAGCGGCUUGGAAAAUGGGUCGAAUUCAGCUUCAGCAAAGUAGUAGAACAGAGAUUUCUGCUUCUUUUCAUCGACGGUGAUGUAGCCAGAAUACUGCUGGAACAUCACCGGCGGCUGGCCGGGCAGCUGAACCACUCUGUCCAGCUCGCAUGGACCAAAACAGUCAACCAUCACAAGGCAUGAUGACAUUAACAGCUGCAGCAGAAACAGCACCAAUGGCUUCAUCAUCAUGCUUCUUCUUUUGUCUUUCUGUUUGUUGUAUGGGAAUGGAAGGGAGGAAAGAAAGAAAGAAAGAAAGAAAGAAAGAGGGAGUUGGGGGGAAAUGUUGCUCAAGAGGGAGUAGCAGGCAUUAUAAAAGAAAGGAAAUUGAACAUAUGGGUUCGUCUAUUUCUUGGAUUAUUUGAUGAGGUGAAGUAGGAUUGAGAUUAUGCGUACAUGUGUAUAAAGAUGGUGUCUUUCUUUCUUUCUUUCUGCAGAACUGGAAAGAGGAAAGUGGAAGGCAGAGAGUGGAAGUUAGUGGAGUGGGGGUGGGCUACUGCUACUGCUACUGACUUGCUCUGCUGCUGCAG
This is a messenger RNA of Linum tenue, 3678 nucleotides long. The record is from the annotation of a GenBank genome assembly. NCBI's taxonomy places the organism in Eukaryota, Viridiplantae, Streptophyta, Magnoliopsida, Malpighiales, Linaceae.